Messenger RNA from Asparagus officinalis (garden asparagus), 405 nucleotides. Its product is annotated as tetraspanin-8-like. Lineage: Eukaryota; Viridiplantae; Streptophyta; Magnoliopsida; Asparagales; Asparagaceae. The record is from RefSeq and is a predicted model, not a curated record. Gene Ontology annotation, biological process: auxin-activated signaling pathway. The coding region runs from base 1 to 405 and encodes 134 amino acids. The transcript is spliced from 2 exons. Gene Ontology annotation, cellular component: plasmodesma; plasma membrane.
AUGGUUAUGAAUGUGCAAAAAAUUCGAUUGAGCCAGUUGGCUCAUGUACGGCAUGUAGCCACCCCCAUCAUCGCCAUUAGCGUCUUCCUCCUCGUCGUCUCCCUCUGCGGCCUCGUCGGCACCUACUACCGCAACUACCUCCUCCUCUGGAUCUACCUCCUCGUCAUGUUCCUCCUCAUCCUCCUACUCUUCUGCUUCACCGUCUUCGCCUUCGUCGUCACCAGCAAGGGAGCCAGCGAGGUUGUCUCCGGGAGGGGCUACAAGGAGUAUAGGCUCAGGGACUACUCCAACUGGCUGCAGAAGUGGGUUGAGAGCUCCAAGAAUUGGUGGAAGAUUAGGAGCUAUUUAGUUGAUAGCAAGGUUUGCCAAAAGUUUGAGGUGAAUGACAACAGGACUCUGGAUUAG